AGCUAUGAGUGCCAUUUGCUGCUGCUGAUGCGAUUCGGUCUUUCCAGGAGCUCCCGCAGCUGCCCCGGCCUCCUCCUUUUGCUGAGCUACUUGCAAGGUCAGCACCAGCCCAGCCUCAGCAUGGAACUGAGGUCACUCAGUGUGGAACUGAAGGCCGGAUGGCCCAGGAGGCCCAGGAAACCGGCCCUGGGAUACUGAGGGUGGCCUCUGCCAGGGCUCUUCUGGAAUCAGUCCCCCUCCUCUUUGGCUUUCCUCCUUGGCUGAAAAUGGGCAUAUUCUUGUCCUCAAAUCACAAAUCUGGCUGUGUGUUGAUGUUUCUGACUCUCUCACACACCACCACCCCGGGGGCCUCAAGGGGAGAAGAGCUCCCAUCAUCCUAAACAGUCUUGUCUUCUAGAAGCAAAAUCCAAGCACUCUUAUUAUGAACGAACUGACACUGUCAAUAGGGGGUAAGGAUGAAAACCUUGAGGGGUAUCACAAUUACCAUUUGAAUGACAGAAGCAAAGACAAUGCAGUUUGAGCAUACACAAAAAUGAGUAUAAUUGGGAUUUUCUUUCUGCAUUAUGCAGAAUUUCUGAAAAUUGCUUUUAGCAGAUACAGAAAGGGAAGAUAUUGCAGCCUGCCAAGGGAAGGCCAAGGGAGAAGGUGCCCUGCCACCCAGAAACCUCUCGCUUGGCUCUACCUUUCCCAGAGCGCAGAGGCAGGUAGGGGAGAAAGGCAGGCAUGCAGUGGGCAACUGAAAGAAGCCAAAUUUUCUUGGCUGCCGGCUCGGUUUGCAAGGGCAGAGAGCUGGUCCAUGAAAUCCUUAGCUUGUGUUUGUCAUGGCAAAAAGGGCUGUCUCAUUUGGGCUGGGGGGAAAAGGGGGCAGAAAUGCUGGCUCUGGUGGGGAAAAGCAGCAGCCUUCCAUCCCUUGGUGAGAAUAUGUCUCUUCUCAUAACCGAUCAGCCGCUUGAUCCGAAAUUCACAGUGGAAGCCAUCUCUGGGCUGCCUGAUUGAAUUUAAACAGGCAAAUGAGGGCUUGGAGCCCCUCUCCGUUUCUCAGUUGCCCAUCCCUCAAAAUGCCAAUCACCACCUUGUCAUCCUUUUCUGCCAUUUCUUUUCCAACAGCCACCAUUUUAUAUUAAGAUGAACUAGCCUGAUGUGAAGUUAUCAGGAAAUGGAGGAUGAUGUGGGCAAAGGCAGGGAGGGGCGCAGGCACAGAACACAAGAGGAGGGAGGGGUGAGAAGGCAGCAGGCGGGCUCAGAGAAUUGGAGGGCAGAAAAUAGUAAAUUGCUGCUGUCAUGCUCUCCCUGGGACAGUAAAAUCUGUUUCUAAAGGCUCUCCCCUGCCCUGUCUCAAUUAUUUUUCUUUCUCUCAACCCCCUCCCUGAAAAAGAAAUGUUGCAUGAUAAAUAUCCAGAGGGCAGCUGGAGUCAAUCAACAGAAUGACCAGCCACAAGAAGCUCUUUGUGCCACGAACAACAGUGUCUGUCCCUCUGUCCGUCCAGCUCUUCCUUUGCAGAAGGGGACAGCGUCCGAAGCUGGGGGCCACAAGCACAGCCCUGAGUGCUGGGGGCUGUCAGAUGGGCAACAGUCCCCCCCCCCAGCCACAAGAGGCAAGGCAAAGUUCUGGCACAAAGCAAGGGCCGACCAUCUUCGCGUGACCCUCCCAGCAACAGGGGCGUCCUGCACACAGGCUCCAGCUCUUGGCCAAUCCUUCCGGGCAAACCAGGCACAACUAGAUGAGGUAGAUUUAUUGUGUUCACCGCAUCUUGCAAGUCUGAAGGUACAAACUUCUCAUUGCCACUUUUGAUCCAUCGAUCCAUUCAGCCAGGUCCUUCCUCAGUUUCUUCCCCUGGGGGGUCCUACCCAUCUUCUUUGCAUCUUCCCCCCCCCACCAGCACUUUUCUCCUCCAUGCUUCCCACUUUCUCUUGCACUGCCCUGGCUCGGAGGGCCGAGGGGUAGACAGACGGGUCCAAACAGAAUAAAAUCAUGCUGGGAGAAGGUAAGUCUGGCAGCAACUGCUGUCUGCUUCCCAGUGGCUGUCCAGCGGUCAUGAUGUCCCUUGCCGGAAUAAAAGAAGAGGAGCCUUUGCUUGCAGCUUCCUGCUGUAAGGGCACCGAGGCAGUUGCUGUGGGAUGACUGUCAGCAAUCGGCCUCUGCGAGUAGAAAGCCUUUCUUUGCCUGUCAUCGCAGUAGGGAAAGCAACAACUCCAAAAUGAGUUUUGUCACGAUGGAGGGUGGCCAGCAUAAUAACCCUCCCUUCAGAUCAUCUCUAGUUUCCACUCACCGGGCCAAAGAAAUGAGUUCAGGCUGUUCUGCAUUAACAACAAGUGACUUCUCUGAAUCUGAGACCGAUUCGCCAUAGGCUGGCUUCAUCUAGUAACCAAGCCAACUUGGGGAGGGGCUUAUCGCUAGCCCCCUAUGUGGCCUCACUGGCAGGGUUUUAGCUACCCAUGGGACUGGGGACUGAUUGGGAGAGACGGGCUGAGAGUAUUUUGCGUGUGGCUAAGAAGUGUAUAGCAAGUGGGAACUGCCUAGAACUGGUUAUAAGAUGGGCAGCUAUAGAGAUGUUUUAAAUAAAUAAACAGCUUAUCUCGAGAGACGACAAAGGCAGAAUUAAUUCAAGUAAAAGGCUGAGGCUAUACUUUCCAAUAGAGUUCCUCUUCUGGUGGUCACCACAGUGGCCCUGGGGCUCCUGCUGAAGCGUUGCUCCUGGUCGGGUGGGGUUCCUGGGUCACCAAGUUCCUUGGCAGACUAAGCACCUCUGGGUGCCAAGAAAUAUAAUGCAGAAAUUGCACCCAGUACGGCUAGAUUUGAGGAAACAGCUGGGCAUUCCCCUGGGCUCAGUGGCCAAACUACUCUGCAGAGGGCAGACGGGACUUCGAUUUGUGGGUGUUCAGAGAAGCUGCAAGAGGAAUUCAAGGAUUGAUCUCAGCAUCCAGCCAUGUCUGAGUGCUUCGACUCAGAUCUUCCUUCGUAGGAAACACUCCAGCUUCUGUGCAGGAAAUGGGAACUGCCACAUCCAUUAUCCAGGCAUCAUCAUCAUUAUAGAUUUAAUCUUCAAUUUGAUUGACAGUCUGGGACUGGUAAAAGCAGUUCAAGUCCUAAUCAAGGACCUAAGAGCUAUUAAGGUAAAGUCUGAGUAUAUUAUUAUUAUUGUUAUUUUUUAUCCAGUCAUCUUGCAGUUUGAAGUGACUAUGGGUGCUCCAAGACCUUAGCUUCAAGAAGAAAGUUCAGACUUGUUGCAGCACCAAGCAUUUUGUUGUGCAGAAUUGGCUGUUUGUCUUAAACAUGUAACUUGGUAUUCUGUUCUGACCAGAUCAGAGUCUAGGAGAAUUUACAGGAGUAACUGUCGCUGCACCGUAAGACUUGCAAGAAGCUGCUUUGGGUGAGAGGGGGGGGCUGUCUCGCCUGCGUCUGCAGCACGCGUGUUGGCUGUGUCCAUUUGGCUGAGGAAUGGGACAUGCCCUGGGUCUCCAAGCAGGACAGCAAGGAAGGGAAUGACUGCAGAAUACAGCCAAAAGGCCAAAAGACUCUCCCAGCAGAAAGGAAGAUUUGAAGCCAAGAUCUGCCUUUUCCCCAAAGAACUUCAGGGAUAAAUCGGCAAAACAUCCUGCAGCUGAAUUUUGGGUGGGGUUUUAUGUGCUCUGCUUGUGCCCUUAAAAGAAAGGCCCAGGGCUCCCAGGUUGCAAGUUCAUUACUGAAAUUGAAUUAUUCAGGAAAGCUGGUUUAGGCAAAGGCAUCCCUUCCUGUUUCUGCUUUCCCCCUACUUUGUGGUAUCAGCAAUUCACACACAUAUACUUUGCCUGCAAGAAGUACCGUAGUUUCAGUGAAAACGUGUUUUAUUGCAUAAGGGAAAACCUUCUGCUAGCCAUUUUAUUCAUCGGGAGGUUGGACUGGAUCCAGAGAGGCUGGUCUGGGCUUCCCCACAAGGGCAGCCUCCUGGAAACCCAGGCAAGGUCAUCAUCCUGCCCAGCAUGAUCCCAGGAUGGAGGGUCUGAGGGAGGCCACAAAGCCAGAUCUGGCCUGCGCGGUGUUUCCAGGAGCACCCCAGAGGGGCUGGAACGGAGCCUGGGAGAGGUGGCUCAAGGAGCAGGCCCUUCAGCAUCGCCCCAGGCCAUAGGCAGCCCCUCAGAGCAGCUAGACCUUUGGAUGGAGGCCAGGGGUUCCCAGGAGUCAGGCACGGGUGCUCAGGGGUCCUUUGGGAUGCAACUCCCAGCUGUGGAAUGGGAAAUACCAUGGAAAGGGGGCCCUGGCAGGCCGGCGCUGGGAAGCAGGCGCUGGGAAGGCCUUGAUACAGUCCCAGGAAGCUUCGCUGGGUUCCUCCUUGGCCCUUCACCAAAAGAUUGGCGGGGUGCGGGGAGUGCAGAAAGGUGCAGAAGGUCAGGUAGGGCAGUCCCUGAGCGGAGGGGCUACGUGGCUCCUAAGGCAGCUUCUACAAAAGGCGCCUGCGGGGCGCCUCCUGCCUCGCUUGGCCUCCCUUUGGCCAGCAGACACCGCCAGAGUUUCGGUCGGGGCUCGGCUGACACCUGGAUGGCGACUUCCGCCUCCUUCCCGCUCGGCAAAGUUGCGACAGGCCAGAACAGCGCGCGCGGGGGGGCUCAGCUGAGCCCGCAAGGCGGCCGGGCGCGGUUUGCUCCGGGCGACCCAGAGCCGCAGCGCGACGGCCGCCACUGCUGCAGGCGUGUCCAGAGUCGCGGCGGGGAUCGACAACCGCGCGGCCCCCGGGCCUGGGCAACCGCCGAAGCUCGCGCAGAGCGGGCGCCGCCACGGCCCGGAGACGAAGAUCUGAGCCGGGAGCGGCUGCUUUGCCCUUCGCCGGCGGCGGCCCGGCUCCCUCCGCUGAGCGAGGUAAGAGGGGCGCCUUGGCGAGCCCCGAACGGGGGCCCCGGCGCGCGCUCCAUCCGCGCCUGCUGCUCCCCGGUGCCGGGGCCGCCCGCUGGGGGCGGAGGGGCUAGGGCGGGCAGGCCGCGGCCCCCGAGAAGAGGGCGCUCAGCUCGGUCGCGACCCAUCUCGCGCCUGCAGAGCGCAACCGGGGUCGUUGCUGCUGGCGGUCGCCGCGCGGCUGCCGCUCGCCCGCCGCCUGCCCGGCCGCCUUUCCGCUCACCUCGAGACGGGAGCCCCGGCAGCCUCCGAGCGGGGCCGGCCUCGGUGUCCUGGGCGGGCUGGGAAGAGACCCGUGCCCGGUGCAGUCCAGGACCGUUCCUCCCCACGGCGAAGCGGCAGCGAAGACGUCGGUGCGCCGCGUUUACUGAGAAGGCAGAGAGGCCGGCGUGACCCGCGGAAGAGCCUCCAGAGCCCCGUCGAACCUCGCGCGGGGAGAAAUUUUUCCGCCAGUCUCGCCGUUUCCCUCCCCUGGGAAGGAAGGAAAGGAAAGGAACUGGACCCCCCCUUAUGUUUUCUCAGCUGGAGCCCCUCCCCACACGAUCUGAUUGGGGCCAAGCCCACCGCGGUUCCCGGUCGUGCGCUGCCCAGCCCAAAGGAAGGGCCGGCGGGGAGGGGGCUCCGCACAGGGACCAGAGGCGCCCCGCUUUCCUAGGUCUGCCCAGGUUAGGCGGGGGGGGGGGGGUGGAAGCGGCCUGCGCCAAGCAAGGGGCGGCCUUUCUGCUCGGGAGACCAGGGGCCUCCUCAGCCUGCACCUCCGGGCUAUUUGCCUGGCUGCUGAACGUGCCCUGUUCCUCCCGGAGGGCUAAAGGUUCUCGGCGGAGCAGGCUCGGCGUUGAUCUCGGACCUCAAGCGGAGAAGGGCCUGGCCACCGAAGGGGCGCAGCUCUUGCUAGUUUGGGAGCGCUCGAGGUGGCGGGCCAUUUUGUCCCCUGGUUGGAAGAGUUUUCUAAGAAAAAAAAUCUAGCUCUGUCAUCCGGAUAAUUGUGCUGAAGUUUAAGGCAAAACCCCGAGGAGAACCAAUUCUGUUUUUUUGAAGGAGAGCAGGUGUAAAGCACAUCAAAUAAGCCUGUUUCUGCAAAGGCCUUUGCCAUUCUUACUAGUGCACGCUCCAGAUUUAUUGAUCUCUUCGUGGAUCUUAGCAAACACUUCCAGUUCCUUUGGAAGACGGCUCCAAUUGCUUCUGGACACCUCCUGGAUUAAUGAGAUGCAGAGCCAGAUUGUGACUGAUGGCGAAAUCUGAUAUGAAGAAGGGCCAUCAGUGGGGAAGAUAAGCAAAUGGGCAUCCUGAAGCCAUCCUCUGGAACUUUGUGAAGACCCAUUCGCUAAGAUAUCUCUAUGGUUGGUUGCAUAGCCAGAUGUUUAGCAUGGCCUUGGCAUUUUUAUCAACCUAUCGAGUCACCAUUAUUAUUAUUAACCACAUGAUCAAGACCGUAUUUGAGAUUGCCGAGCUUUUCUGUCCAAGGCAGGCCCAGGUGGCGAUUAGGGCCACAUGAAAUGAACCUGGACUUUUUUCCACUCAGGGAACAGCUUCUGCCCCCUCCGAGCAGGGUCCGGUCUGCUUAGCUGGGUGGAGAAAGGGUGCCCCCCACCCUAGAAGAAGAUGGCAAAUUCAAGGGAGGGGCUGGCUGCAGUCGGGGGGAGUAGAAGAAGGGGGUCUGGGACGAAGCACCCACCCUGGACUUGGGCUUCCAGUCUCCUCCUCCUCCUCUGUGGCUGCUGUGGCUGAGCCCUGUGUUGCCCAGGGAAGCUCAGGUGGGAACAGGAUGGCCAGGCAUUGAAGAAGCCCUGCUAAGCCCGGCCUUUUGGGACUUCCGUUCCCCACUGCACUCCCUGCUCUUGUCUGCUUCGGUCUUAGGGCUGAAGUGAGUUCUUUCCAUGGAAAAUGCAGGUUAGGCAGCCCCAAGGCCUUCUGGGGACUGCUGGCCUUGGAAAGAGCCAUUGGGAGGCUGAAGGAAGAAGCUUCUUCAAAGACAGCAGAUUCCCAGGUCAGCUUUCACCAUCCUUCUGGUCAGCGUUCCAAAGCAGCAGGAACACAAGUACAUUGAAGAAAAUUUCUUCUGUUUACCAUCUUUCUUCGGAAUGCCCGACAACAGAUUGUGCUGGCUGGGGCAUUUUAAGAUACUGAAAAGGAAUUGUGAUGCUUCCCAGGGGGAUUCCUUGCUUUUCACUCAUGGUACCAGUUAGAAUUCCUUGCAGUUUGGGGACCAAUACAACUUGGAGGCAUCCUGUGCCUAGAUCUGCCUCCCUCCUUUCCAGAAGUAUCAAGACUUUGAAAACAAGUGGAGGGUUUGGAACGGUUGUGGGCCUGAGGAAACUUUUGCUCCUGUCUGCAUCACAAAUCCAGGGAGGACCUUGCCUUAGUUUUCAGAUUCUCCAUCCAGGAGGAAGAACUUAUGGACUGUUCACAUCCUUCCCUUGACUGGUUGAAGGCCCAUGAAAUUGUGAUACUCCGAACAAUGGGCACAUGUGACUCUCACAAGAAUCUCAGGGUCUCCUUUUGUCACCUCAUCCUAAUGGGGGCUCCUCUGGUAAAUCCAUCACCUGCCUUUCUGAGGCCUCUGUUUGUUGCUGUUCCUCUUCAGUGAAAACCUUGGAGGGAAAGUCCUGGAUCUACUGGAGAGAUUGAAAGCAGCUGUACCUGCCGAUCCAGUAACUUACAAGGUGGAUAAAACUGACAAACCUUUGGUGUUGAAAUUUACAAGAAAUACACCCUGUCGAACCCUACUGGCAACGGGUUCUCAACACAUGGUGUGAAGAACACACCUUGCUGAGACACUCCGGAAACUGUCUCUCUACACACGGUGGAAGAUAUGAGGAUUCUACAGCUCGUAAUAUCUGUUAUUAUUUAAUAUGGGGAAU
Crotalus tigris (Tiger rattlesnake) is the source of this 7728-nucleotide messenger RNA. Its product is annotated as translation initiation factor IF-2-like. Bases 4136 to 5260 code for a protein of 374 amino acids. The record is from RefSeq and is a predicted model, not a curated record. The transcript is spliced from 6 exons. NCBI's taxonomy places the organism in Eukaryota, Metazoa, Chordata, Lepidosauria, Squamata, Viperidae.